Molecule: messenger RNA, 1497 nt
Organism: Rhipicephalus microplus (southern cattle tick)
Lineage: Eukaryota; Metazoa; Arthropoda; Arachnida; Ixodida; Ixodidae
Cellular component (GO): nucleus
Molecular function (GO): protein phosphatase 1 binding; protein serine/threonine phosphatase inhibitor activity
Source: RefSeq, a predicted model, not a curated record
AUACCUAUUCCAUCGCUUGCUGUUUACCGUCAUCCCUGCGAGCUGUCUCAACGAAGCAGCGUUGCGACGCGUCGCUUCGCACUGCUCCGCGGAACACGCUACGCGUUUGGUCCCCGACUAGAAAAGAGGCCGAAACUAAGUGCGCGCCGCCCGAGUGAAAAGAUGGCCACCAUCGCUCAAACUACGGAGGCUCCGCAAACGACCGAGACCGAGGCUCCCAGCGGAGCCCGCGUCGUGCUCAGGCUUAGGAAGCCGGCGGCCAGAAACAGGCGCCACGUCGCCUGGACCGAGGGCACCGUCGAUAACGAGCACAUGAACCGGCUCAAGUCCAAGUGCUGUUGCGUUUACGUCAAGCCGCACAAGUUCGGCGAGAGCUCGAGUGACAGCGAGGAAGAAGAGUGCGAGCACUGCCGGGGCCACGUCGAGCGCAGGCAGAGGAAUAAAGAGCGCGCUGGUAGUGCCGUCGUGACGGCGACCUCUGAGACGAUGUCCGAUGGCGCCGUCGAAGACGCACCGCCUGCCUUGAGGCGCCACGUCGUCUGGGCCGCCGACACUGUGGACAACGAGAACAUGAACAAGCGCAAGUCCAAGUGCUGCUGCAUCUUCGAGAAGCAGCGCCAGUUUGGCGAUAGCUCGUCGGACAGCGAGGCGGACGACUGCACCCACUGCCGUGGACACAAGGAAGCCAGGUCAAAGAAGAGCGCCAACGAGGCCCCUCUGCUGCAGGGCCAGUUCAUGGCACAUAGUGACGCGUCCUAAGAAGUGUUCGUCGUCUUUAUAAACGAAACCUAAACCCGCUUCUGCCAAGUUGCUUUCUGUAGUCGAAAGAGAAUCGAGACGUGGACAUUCCUCCCAAAGACACACCCGCAUGACUGAUGCAUCCCCUCUGUGACGGCGCCUGGCGUUGAGAAAAAUAAAUUUAGAUCGCUUGUAUCAGCCAGAGUUGGGUGACAUGGGCAGUCGCAGGCACAACUGGUGCAGCGCUGUGGAGUGACAGCCCUUGCGAGCUGUGCCCCUUUAAACCCAAGAACUUUUGGCGAAUUGUUCUGGUGAAGUCACUUUAUUAAACCGCCGGUGGUGUCAAGCGUAGAAAAGUUCGCUGAGGUGACCGUGUGCAAAAGCCUGCUUUGCGUUUAUGGAUGCACCUCAAGCUUGCUCACUUUGUUAAACAGUGUGCCAUUUCUUAGACCAGUGCUGGGUGCUAUGCAUUCUACUUUCUUCAACAUUUUACCAUUUUGCACUGUUCUUGGGUUUUUGAUGAUGUUGCAGUGCGUAUUGUUUGCCCCUUGUCUGUGAUGAUUGUGUUAGUCUGUGAGCUGUGGUGUUUAGUGGCAGACUUAAUAUGAAUGAAGGAUGAAUCAUGCUAGAGUCUGCCGCCCACAAACAAGAUGACCAAUGUGUCGAAAGACAUAGUCGUGAGGCAAAAAAAAGCCUGUUUUGCCACAAACUGUCUGUACAAAUGUUCAAAUGUUACCAAUAAAGGAAUAACCAAAAAAA